This is a messenger RNA of Branchiostoma floridae (Florida lancelet), 1641 nucleotides long. Its product is annotated as sialic acid synthase-like. The coding region runs from base 100 to 1170 and encodes 356 amino acids. NCBI's taxonomy places the organism in Eukaryota, Metazoa, Chordata, Leptocardii, Amphioxiformes, Branchiostomatidae. The record is from RefSeq and is a predicted model, not a curated record. Gene Ontology annotation, biological process: carbohydrate biosynthetic process. The transcript is spliced from 7 exons. Gene Ontology annotation, molecular function: N-acylneuraminate-9-phosphate synthase activity.
CGCCUUCAUUAAGGCCUCUUCGACGUGGGACCUGGUCGGCUUUAACUCGGUUGAAACCAGAAUUUUUGUUUUGCGAAGUUAGCGCUUAUUUCACUAAAAAUGUCGGUAGAAUUUGAACUAGCGCCGGGCCGCAUGGUGGGAGGAGACCACCCUUGCUUUGUGGUGGCCGAGAUUGGACAGAAUCAUCAGGGGGACAUCAACAUCGCCAAAGAGAUGAUUAAGAAAGCCAAGGAGGCUGGUGCAGAUGCGGCAAAGUUCCAGAAGAGUGAGCUGACGAGGCGGUUCAACCGAGCAGCCCUGGCUCGGCCUUACACCAGCCCCAACGCCUGGGGGCCGACUUACGGCGAACACAAACAGCACCUGGAGUUCAGCCACGAUCAGUACAAGGAGCUCCAGGCUUACGCCAAACAGCAAGGCAUCUACUUCUUCGCCUCGGCGAUGGAUGAGAAAGCUGCAGACUUCCUGGCGGAUGAGCUGGAUGUUCCGUUCAUCAAAGUCGCUUCAGCUGACGCCAACAACCUGCCUUACCUGAAGCACACUGCGAGCAAAGGAAAGCCGAUGAUCCUGUCGUCCGGUAUGCAGUCCAUGGGUAUCAUGGAGCGGGCUGUGGGCACUGUGACAGAGAACAUGCCGGGCGAGAAGCGCCUUGUCGUCAUGCAGUGUACCAGCACAUACCCCCUCCCUCCAGCCGACGUACAUCUGAGGUGUAUUAAUCUUUUCAAGGAGAAGUUUCCCCACGCCAUCAUUGGUUACUCUGGGCACGAGUCAGGUAUUGCCAUCUCCCUGGCAGCUGUCAGUCUGGGUGCCAAGGUCGUGGAGCGUCACGUGACUCUGGACAAGUCCUGGAAGGGCUCUGACCAUGCGGCGUCCCUGACGUUUGAUGAGCUGAAGGAUCUUUGUGACAACAUCCGGAUUGUGGAGACGGCUCUGGGCAAACCUAUCAAGGAACCGCGCCCCAGUGAGCAGGGACUCUUUAAGAAGCUGGGUAAGAGUGUGGUGGCAGCCUGCGCCAUUCCAGCCGGGACCAAACUGACUAUCGACCACCUGAGCGUGAAGGCAGCCGAACCGUUCGGCAUCCCGCCAGACCAGAUCUACGAGCUGGUUGGUCAGACGGUUACCAAGGCGAUCGAAGAGGACGCGACCAUUCCGAAAGAGGCUCUGGCAGCUUAGGAGACAAGCACUCAAGCUGUGUGCACUCUCAUAUAAAACUGCAACAGAAAUAGAUGCGUGAUUAUUGGGGACUGAAUAGGAGACAUAUGACAAAUUGCUUUGCUGUACAUUGUUGUGCAUUAAAUAUGGAAAUGAUGUAUCGCUGACAAACUUUUUCUGGAAACACUUUGUAGAUAUUCAUGACCUGUAAACUACAAGAUCACUGUUUUGGGAUGAUAACUAUAGUGUAGAAAUGCAUAUUGUCCUCUGCACACUUAGAAAGAUGACGUCAUACAUUCUUGAUGUGACGUCAGCAUUCUAGGUGUCUUCUGGACUGUUAAUUCUUGCAAUGAGAACACGGCAUUACAUGUGCCUUCUUAAAGCCACUACAUGUAUAAUGUAUUAUCACAUGGAAACAGACCUUUGUAUUCUAAGACCUACAGAUGAUAACUACAUUUGAUAGAAGCCUGCAAAAUAAAUACUAAAACAAUA